CAAACCAGUUUAGCUUCACAAUUCAAAGAAGUAUUGAAGAUGUCAGAUCAUCGUAUCACUGAAUUGGAACCAAUCGAAACUACUACAAAACUGGAUAUCCAUGAAAGACUGCCAAAGAAAAUCUUUCCCAAGGUCUUCAGCUUUGCAGCAUUAGUCAAUGAAAAUAAAUGCCUUAAAAAAUUAAUAGCACUGCAAGUUGACUUGAGUGUAGUUCAAAAAAGGAAAGGCAUAGCCAAAUAUCUAGUGGCUUGUGAUUUUGAAAAACAUAUUGCUCCUCAUGUGUUAUUCCUGGCCAGGCUUGAUGUUGAAAAUAUUGGACAAUACUUGACCAAGAAUAUGGAUAUUGUACUGAUAGACUUGGCCGAGUUGGAAAAUCGUUUAAACUACCUGAAAUCUAAAGGUUUUGAAUCCAAAGAUGUGUCUAGAAUCAUCAGCAAUUCCAGGAUCUUGUUGAUGGAUGUGGAAUCUGUGGAUGAAAAACUGGGCCAUUUACAGAAAAUGUUUAGUUUAUCAGGAAAAGAAGUCAGAGAGGUGCUGACCAAAACUCCAAAACUGAUGAAUAAACCACACAUGUUGCAGUUGAUUAAGGAAAAUAAAUUCCAUUGUAAAGAGUUUCUGGGUUUUAGUCACAUGGAGUUAAAGACCAUUCUUCUAGACUAUCCUGGCUUCUUUAUGAAAAGUCCAAGCCAUCUUAGUAAAAUAUUCGAUUACUUACACAACACCAUGGAAAUCGACCACAAAACAAUCGUUAAAAAUUGUCAUGUCUUUAAAUCCAGACUACGUUUUAUUCAAAAUAGACAUUUAUACCUGCUGAAAGUGAACCGUGCCCAGUAUGAUCCCCAGAGAGAAAAUUUUGUAUCAUUUAAUGCAUUAGUUAGUGGAACUAAUGAGGAAUUUUGUGCUAAUGUGGCCAAGACUUCUCUAAAAGACUAUUACAGGUUUCAAGAGAGUCUGUGAGUGGUGAAAAAAACUGGAAUCAGAAUUUCAAUUUUAAAAAUGAAUUAAAAUGAAAGCUUCCACAUGAUAACAGCUGCUAGAUAAUACUUUAUCCCAUUGAUCAUGACACCAAAGGUUUUGGUUGUUCCGAGAUCCAAGACUUCAUUUUAGAGAAGUUUCUCUAUUUUUCUGGCUAGUGGUAUGUUUGUUAUUUGUAAAUACAACCACUAAAUAUCUUGUUUGAGGUAUGAAAAGUUUCUAUAAAGGAAAUGACUUUCAAAGCAAUUAAAAUGGUUAGAUCUUGUCCUUUUCUCAUGGGAUGGUGGCCUGUGGAAGUGGUUCUACCAGUCCCUAAUGGUAGUUUAGCCCUAAAGCCCUAAAUAUGACCAAGACAAGAUUAAAAACAACAGCAUUUAUUGUAAAAUAAAAAACAUAUUUGUUCUUGUAAUAAAUAGAUUUAUGAAAAAUU
Molecule: messenger RNA, 1405 nt
Organism: Lottia gigantea (owl limpet)
Lineage: Eukaryota; Metazoa; Mollusca; Gastropoda; Lottiidae
Exons: 4
Coding region: 40-957 (305 amino acids)
Biological process (GO): mitochondrial ribosome assembly; regulation of DNA-templated transcription
Cellular component (GO): mitochondrion
Molecular function (GO): double-stranded DNA binding
Source: RefSeq, a predicted model, not a curated record